Messenger RNA from Apis dorsata (giant honeybee), 1190 nucleotides. RefSeq names its product beta carbonic anhydrase 1 (gene CAHbeta). NCBI's taxonomy places the organism in Eukaryota, Metazoa, Arthropoda, Insecta, Hymenoptera, Apidae. The record is from RefSeq and is a predicted model, not a curated record. The transcript is spliced from 5 exons. Gene Ontology annotation, molecular function: carbonate dehydratase activity; zinc ion binding. The coding region runs from base 128 to 895 and encodes 255 amino acids.
AUAUUUAUGAAUACUCAACUAGUCUGAAGAUAUAUUUAAAAUUCCCGCCAUUUGUGCAUUAAUGGCGAAUUUGUGAGUGUCAUUCUUUUAGACUAAUAAAACAAUUUAGAUUUUAUAGAGUUUGAAUAUGGAUAAAAUAAUUAAAGGAAUAAUGAAAUAUAGAAAGUGCCAUAGGGAAGAAAUGGUGAAACAAUUUCAAAAAGUUAAAGACUGUCCUGAACCAAAAGCAGCAUUCUUUACCUGCAUGGAUUCCCGGAUGAUUCCAACUAGAUUUACGGAAACAAAUGUUGGAGACAUGUUUGUUGUAAGAAAUGCUGGUAAUAUUAUUCCUCAUUCUCAGCAUUUUGAGGACGAGUUAGCAAUGUGUGAACCGGCAGCCUUAGAACUUGUUUGUUUGAUGAACGAAAUAAAACACAUUAUAGUUUGCGGCCAUAGCGAUUGUAAAGCUAUGAAUAUGUUAUAUUCUUUGCGUGAGGAAGAAUUAGCAUCGAAAGUAAAUAGAAGGAUAUCGCCAUUAAAAGCAUGGCUUUUUGCACAUGCUAGUAGUAGUUUAGCGAGAUUUCAACAGCUUGAAAUCACUGAUUUCCGUGACCCGAUACUUUUUCAAGGUGAGACAUCUUUACGAAAAUUUGUGGCUUAUAUUGAUCCUGAAGAUAAAUUCAGCGUAGAAGAUAAAUUAUCUCAAAUAAAUACCUUACAACAAUUACAAAAUAUAGCUUCUUAUGGAUUUUUAAAAAAACGAUUGGAAAGACAUGAUUUGCAUAUUCAUGCACUAUGGUUUGAUAUUUAUACUGGUGAUAUUUAUUAUUUUAGUAGGGCAAAUAAGAAAUUCAUAGAAAUAAAUGAAUCAAGCGAAAAAUCUUUACUUACAGAAAUUAAAAAAUAUUAUUCUUAAAUUUUUUAAAUCAAAAUUAUCUCAAUUUAUAUUAAUAUCAAUAUUUUAAUAUUUAUAAUUUAUAUUUUUUUUAUAGAAAAUCAUUUUUUGGUUAAAACUGAAUUUGAUUUAUUGAAUCUCUUAUUCCAAUUUGUUGAAUCUCUAUUAAUCCAAUAAUUUUAAAUAUAGUUAAUAGUUAAAUAUUUAUUGAAAUCUCUUGUUAUGUAUCUAGAUAUGGAAAUUAUAAAUUGAUUUUUAUUAUUUUCAUUUAUUAUCUUUUUUUUUUUUUUAACUAUUAAUUUUUUAUAUUAUAAUU